Messenger RNA from Symsagittifera roscoffensis, 1591 nucleotides. RefSeq names its product transmembrane protein 47-like. The transcript is spliced from 5 exons. Lineage: Eukaryota; Metazoa; Xenacoelomorpha; Acoela; Convolutidae. The coding region runs from base 135 to 881 and encodes 248 amino acids. Gene Ontology annotation, cellular component: cell-cell junction; membrane. The record is from RefSeq and is a predicted model, not a curated record. Gene Ontology annotation, biological process: cell-cell adhesion.
AGGUCACAUGUAUAAACAGACUGUCUAAUCACAAACCGAGCGUCCAGAAUAUCGAGAACAUUUUAAUAUUUCAAUCACCUUUUGUUCAAAUUACAACGACUCAAGAAGACUAAGGUCAAUUUCAGCUGCCAAAAAUGUCACGGCCGUACCCUGCAGAUGAUUACUCAGAACACUAUGACGAAGAUGAUGAAGUGGUGACAAAGAAUGCGUGGAUCUGCAGACCCUUCAGACUCAUUGGCUUCAUCUGUCUCUGUGUGGCAGUGGCCCUCCUCAUCGUGUCCCUCAUGUCAGACAUGUGGGCCCACAGUGAGAAUGACGUCUACUCUCAGGGACUGUGGGAGAGUUGCAGGAAGGAGAUCAGAGCCGAGUUUGUCACCUCUGAUAACGGAGCCCGCAACUUUCAACGCACAGUGGUCGAGACAUGUGAGGACAUAGACCCAAGACAGCCCUGGCUCAAGUCGGUCAUAGCUCUGGUCAUAAUAACCAUAUUGGUGACUGUUCUGGCCAUAAUUGUGAUUCUGAUCAGUCUCUGUCUGAACAGCCAGGCGGCGGCUAAUAUAGCCGGAUGUCUGGCACUGGCCGCCCUGAUUUUGAUUAUUGUGGGCUUGGUGGUGUUCCUGGCUAUGUUUUCAAGGGAGUUCGAGGACAUAGACAUUAGACUGGACAGGACCAACGAGGACUACUACAUCUCUCAGGAGCGCAAGUGGUACUUCGGUUGGGGACACGGGUGUGGGUGGGCAGCCUCCAUCCUCCUCUGUGGGGCUGCCUGUCUCUUCUUACUCUGCAAGGUGCAGGACGAAAUUUACGAGGCGGAGAAGACAUACAAGCCAAACAAGAAAGCGAAACCGGCAGACAGUAAGCAUGUCGAGGGCGCCUUUUGAAACAGGCUCAAUCAAGAUAACGGGGCAAGUUAUUCGAAGAACUGAGAAUGGAAGUAUGUUCGAACUUUCAACUGAAUUUGAAAUUGAGCUGAACGAACCAAAUAAAUGAUCUGCUAUACGCCUAAUGUUUUUAUACUAGUGCUUAUUCUCGUGGAAGAAUAAUUUUUCCACUCUUUUUUUGCCGUUUUCACUCAUAUUUUUAGAAAUAUAUCUGACGUCAGGUUGUUGAAAUAUUUCACAAGUCACUUUUGAUGCAUGAAGGCUUGUAAUCAGUUUGGUUACUUCUUCUUUGUUCAGCUCAUCGUUUUUGUUUAUUUCGUCUAGAUUGAUUUAAUUGUUCUGAAGCAAAUCUGCUUUGUAAGCAAAUUGUUAGUCUAAUCUUCAGCGAUGCUUUUGCUGUUGUAAACUGUAAAAUUUCAAACAAUUUUUGUACGAAUAGUCUUGCUACAGGGACAAAUCAUGCUCACCAUACAUUUUGAAUGUUACAAAAAAAACGUUCAGAAAUGAUGUCUUAAAUACUAACAUAUCCAUUACUAGGUGUGUCUUAAUUCAGAAGCUUUGAAAUUAAAGCAAUUUUAUAAUUUGGCUUUUGCCUGAAUUUUUAGAUGUGCUAGCUUUGAAGCAUUUAUAGUUUAAUUCACAUUUUUCGUUUGUAAAUUAAAUAAUCAUUUUGAAACUAACCUACAAGAAUUCAAUUUCUUUUAUUUUAA